This is a messenger RNA of Xiphophorus hellerii (green swordtail), 2251 nucleotides long. RefSeq names its product trace amine-associated receptor 13c-like. The transcript has a single exon. Lineage: Eukaryota; Metazoa; Chordata; Actinopteri; Cyprinodontiformes; Poeciliidae. The record is from RefSeq and is a predicted model, not a curated record. Gene Ontology annotation, molecular function: trace-amine receptor activity. Gene Ontology annotation, biological process: G protein-coupled receptor signaling pathway. Gene Ontology annotation, cellular component: membrane. The coding region runs from base 991 to 1974 and encodes 327 amino acids.
AAAAUACACUUUGUAAGAUUAGAGUAAGUUAGUACACACUGGCUUAUGAUAGCUAGUUUUACCGCCUUUAGUUGACGCAAAAUACCUAGCUAGCUAUUUUGGGAGUUAGCCGUAGCCGCAACUGUCUAGGAUCACAGAACGGGAAGAUGACUUGAGUACGACUCAAAUUUUUGCCUGAUAGAAAAGUCCAGUGAGAAAAAGAUCAUACGUAGUAUACACGAGAUUAAACAGUUCUGCCAAGACAAAAUGAGACCUGUGAUUAACAUGUUAAAGGCCAACUUACUUUUAAAAAUUAAUUUGAACUUUUAAAGCCAUAAUUUUUUUAAGGAUGCACAGACAGCCUGACAUCAAAUACAUUAUUUGAUGUCAUUAUUUUCUUCACGUAACUUUACUCACCUGUAGCAUUUUUGGCACUCAUCUCUUGAGUGAUAAUUUUGAAAAAUUAGCUUAUUUUGAUAUUUUAUUACAAUCUUUUCAAAUUAUGACUUCAUCAAAAGGAGGUAACAAACCCCUAUAAAGACACAUGAAUUUUAUUAGUAUUUCCUUCAUUUUUUGCAUUUUUAACACAAAAACAAGCAGACAGAAAAAAACUAGUGAACAAGUUACAUAUACCAGCUGCCACACAAAAGAAAACACUCAUAAAAACCUGUCAUAUAAACAGGGGCAUAUAAGCUUCUUUAUGUAUAAUGUGGUUUAGACAUAAGUGCUGGACAUCACAACUAAGAUGUUUAGUGAUUACAAGAAACACAGAAUCUUGCAUCAUACAGUGAUGAUGAUGAUGGAAGAGGAGGGGAAAGGGAGGAGGAAAAGUGAAGGGGGAAAAAGGUAAUAGGAGGUAGAGAAGGGAGGCAACAAUGAGAGAGCAGAGAAAUGUAAAGGAGGGAGUGUAGCAGAGAGAUGCAGCUCAGAAUACAGAGCUUAGUAGGCAAAAAGAAGCAGAUUGAGCAAGUCUUUAAGGUUUAGAGAGUUUUGUGAACUCCAUCCUGACAGAUGGACGGCCCGGACAGGGUUGAACUCUGCUACCCCCAGCACCCAAAUAGCUCCUGCAGCGGUCUGAAGCGACCUCCCUCCGAGGCCGUCCUGCUGUACACGCUGCUCUCCUCCGUCACCGUGGUCACCGUCGCUCUGAACCUGCUGGUCAUCGUCUCCAUCUCCUACUUCCGGCAGCUGCAGAGCCCGACCAACACGCUCGUGCUCUCCCUGGCCACCUCAGACCUCCUGGUGGGGCUGCUGGUGAUGCCGGUGGAGGCGGUGCGGUUCAUCGAGCCCUGCUGGCUGCUGGGCGACGUCAUGUGCGCCCUGUCUUACAUUGUCGGCUUCACGCUCACCUCGGCCUCCGUGGGCAACAUGGUGCUCAUAUCGAUAGACCGCUACGUGGCCAUAUGUUUCCCCCUGCAGUACCCCAGUAAGAUCACUCGCAGCAGAGCGGAGGUGUCUGUGAGCCUGUGCUGGGCCUGCUCUCUCCUCUACAACGGCCUCAUCUUAAAAGACCACCUCAGGCAGCCGGACAGGUACAACUCCUGCUACGGGGAAUGCCUGGUGGUCGUCAGCUACAUCUCCGGAACCAUAGACCUAGUCUUCACCUUUAUCGCGCCCUGCUCGGUUAUCGUCUUGCUGUACAUGAGGGUGUUUGUGGAGGCGGUGUCGCAGGCCCGGGCCACGCGCUCUCACGUUACAGCUGUCACGGUCAGGGUCACGGCGAAGAAAUCCGAGCAGAAAGCAGCCAGAUCUCUUGGCAUUAUUAUAUUCAUGUUUCUGGUGACUUUCUGUCCGUAUUACUACCCGUCUCUCGCAGGUCAAGACAUCUCCAACAGUGCCUCGUCUUGGGCCAUUGUGUCCUGGAUGGUGUAUUUUAAUUCCUUCUUGAAUCCGCUUGUAUACGCCUUUUUCUAUCCCUGGUUCAGAAAAAGUAUUUCUUUAAUUGUGACUUUGAAGAUCCUAAAACAUGACUGCUCUCAGACAAACAUGCUUUAACAAGACCCAUUUCUAAGACGGCAUUUGUUUCGAUAAAAACGUAAAAGAACAAAUUUAGAUAAACAUUCAUAACUAAUGAAAGCUUACUAAUAAAGAAAAUUGGUUGAAUGUAAGAAUUUAAUUGGGUUUCUUUAGCAAACUGAAAUAUUCUCUUUUCAGAAACCGGUCUCAUUUCCCGCUCCAGGUGAGGAGUCAGUUGUUUUCUGCAGCUUUUUGUCUUUGUUUGGUGAUCUGCUCUCUUUCAACACAGCUGGAAAGUCAGACGAAAACAUCUACA